This is a messenger RNA of Trypanosoma grayi, 345 nucleotides long. RefSeq lists its product as hypothetical. The record is from RefSeq and is a predicted model, not a curated record. The coding region runs from base 1 to 345 and encodes 114 amino acids. Lineage: Eukaryota; Euglenozoa; Kinetoplastea; Trypanosomatida; Trypanosomatidae. The transcript has a single exon.
AUGGCGAACGCCGGCGCAAAUGAUUCGCGCCGGCCUCCGGAAGACUACGGCCAGCGAUUCCGUCAAACAAGNCGCGAUUCAGUACACAACAACGUUGCCGAGCCUGUCAGAAGCAUGGCGAACGCCGGCGCAAAUGAUUCGCGCCGGCCUCCGGAAGACUACGGCCAGCGAUUCCGUCAAACAAGCGCGGCCCAUGUUGCGUCGGGGGCUCAGCAUGGCCAGCGGGAUGUUAGAAGAAGAGAGGGGCCGGGUCGCUUUCAGGCUGGCUUGGGUGACCGCCGGUCGUUGGGGCGAAAUCAAGCUUCACCAGCGGCAUGGAAAACACACGCCGCCUCUGCGAAAUGA